AUGUUCAAUAUAGUUUUAUUAGUGGUUCUAGUGUUGGUGGCUUAAGCUGAUAAAUUGGUAUAAAUCCAGGCAUUAUGGAGACAUGGUGCAAGAACACCAAUCUUUUGUAAUUGGAAUUGCGAGUAUUUCAGAAAUCACACAAUGCUUGAAGGCUAUUUAACACCUACAGGAAUGAGGUAACAUUAUGUCUUAGGACAAUGGAUGAGAGAGAGAUACAUUGUAAAAAACAAGUUAUUGAGUGAUAUCUUCAACGCAUAAGAAAUUACAAUUUAUGCCACAGAUGUCAAUCGUACAAUAAUGAGUGCGAUGAGCAACUUCUAAGGAAUGUAUUCAAAUAAUGGUCCCAAUGUUCCCAAUGUUGAAGAGUCUUUCCUUAAACCCCCUAAUCCUGAUGCUAAACCAGAUGAAGAUAUUGGAAAAUCAGCCCUUAAGUAUAAUAUCUAAGUUCUUCCAAUUCACAUGAGAGCAGCUAUGACUGAUAUUUAAUUAAGAGCCUACGGAGCACCACAAUGUGCAUAGGCUGCCAAAUUUUAGAUUGAGAAUCAACAUACACAACUUGUUAAGAAUGUAAGCCAAAAGGCUCACGAUACUAUAAUUUAAUUCUGUAAUGAAAUGAAUAUAGAUCCAAACAAUUUUACAAUCUUCAACUUAUCUGAAUACAUGGACACAUUCUAUUCAAGCAUCUAUAAUGAUUAUCCAAUGCCUGAGAAAUUAUAGAAGGAAACCUAUGAAAAAGCAGAUGCAGCUUAUUCAAUGACAAUUGCUUUAAAAUUAUAUUAGACAUGGAAAUAAAUUACAACUUAAUCAGCUCCAUUUUUUGAUCAAUUAUUCAAUUACACAGAACAGGCCUUAAGCAAAGAUGAAAAUGUUAAAUCAUCGAAGUAUGUAGUAUACUCAGCUCAUGAUGUCACAGUUUAAUUGGUUGCCUCUGCUUUGAAUAUUACAUCAGCUGAAUGCAUGGCCCAAGUGUAUCUUGGUUAGGAAGUACAGAAUAAGAAUUGUAUCUACACAUAUCCAGGAUUCGCUUCAAAUAUCAUUUGGGAAUUGUGGUAAGAGGAAACUACAAACGAGCCUUAUUUCAAGAUCCUCUACAAUGGUACAGAGAUGAAUUUGUGCAAUAAGAAUUCAACCAAGUGCAUGUAUAAGGAAUUCAAGGAAUUGAUCUUGGCUCAAAAGGGAGACUUUGAAAAAGAUUGUGAUAUUGAAAUAGAACCAAUUAUUGAAUAUAGAGUUCCUGUUUGGAUGACAACACUUACUAUUAUAUUUAUUGUUAUCAUUGUUGGAUUUUGUUUCUAUGGCGUUUACUUGUACAAGUAAAUAAGAUAGGAUAAAACUUUAUUAAGUUAAAACCUGUGAGAUUUGAGAUUUAAUAUAUAAAAUAAUAAAAAUGCGAAAAUCCAAUUUA
Paramecium tetraurelia is the source of this 1405-nucleotide messenger RNA. RefSeq lists its product as uncharacterized. Gene Ontology annotation, molecular function: phosphatase activity. Gene Ontology annotation, biological process: dephosphorylation. The transcript has 3 exons. The record is from RefSeq and is a predicted model, not a curated record. NCBI's taxonomy places the organism in Eukaryota, Ciliophora, Oligohymenophorea, Peniculida, Parameciidae.